AUGCAAUUCACAAGAUUGACGCCAGUGCAACGCGAUGAGAUGCGCGCCUUCAUCGCAGGUGUACAUUACGCCAUUCCACCAUCGCCAACUCUCCUUAGCAGGGAAGAACGCCGCGAGUCGGGCGACGACUUGUUUUUCUCCAGGGUGGCUGGAAGCAUCUUGGGUAACGGCUCGCCGGCGACCAAAGACAUCGCCCGCUCUUUGCUGCAGGAAAGCCAGGAAGGCAUGGGAGGGAGAGUUGUGAAGGCGAAGAAGAACGUCGUAGAGAAGAAGAAGGUCAUAGCGAAGAUGUACGCCGCCGCAGAGAAGAUUGAAGCAGCUACAAAGAUGAUCUUGGAGGCCGGACAGAAGAAGUAG
Trichoderma breve is the source of this 357-nucleotide messenger RNA. RefSeq lists its product as uncharacterized. Bases 1 to 357 code for a protein of 118 amino acids. The record is from RefSeq and is a predicted model, not a curated record. Lineage: Eukaryota; Fungi; Ascomycota; Sordariomycetes; Hypocreales; Hypocreaceae. The transcript has a single exon.